AUGUCCUUGAUUCUCACCGUGUUGAGCACUUCGCCGUCGAAAAAGCUUCUCAACACGGAUGUCGACGAGAAUACAGAAACGGAUUUCACUGAUUCAUAUGCACUUGGAAGACCACAUUCCGAAUCACCCACGGAAAGUGCUGUGUCAUUCCAGAGGCCAACUCAUGUAGCAGUCAUAGAACCACUNAAUCCUUCCUAUCACGAUAUGGCUACCUUGCAUUCGAAUCCUAGUCCCAUUCCAUUUAAACCCGAUUACAAUUCGGAUUCAGAACGAAGAGAUUCCUUUGAUUCAGACAAAAAAGGAAUUCAAGGCAAGCUCAAGGGGUUCGGCAGGGCAGCCAAGUUCACCCCAGGAUGUCACACCAACGAGUUGAAACACACGAUGAUCGACUUCGGUGAGACAACGACGGCUCAUGGAAUCCCAAUGAUACUGCCCAUGUUCGAGGAACUGCUAGGUAAAUUGAAUAAUACACAAUUGACACAACUCACUCUUUUAUGGGCUCCACUUACCCAAAUUGAAGUUGACAUUACUUGCACCACGAUUAUGUUAGAAUUCGAAUCAGCACCAUUUCCUGCCAUAACCAUUUGUAAUAUGAAUCCAUUCAAAAAUCAUCUGGCUAGAAGCGUGCCUGAGAUUAGUGAAACGCUUGAAGCAUUUCAUCAAGCUGUUACAUACAGCAAUAAUGCAAAUAAUGAAAUACAAAAAAGGAGGAGAAGAGAUAUCAAACAGGGUAAAUAUCGUUCCGUUCAAUAUGAACCAGUUUACUCGGCUUGUAAUUGUGUAAAAGGACCAGACCACGAAUGUCUGGGUAAUGAUUCUGUGCCUCCCGAUCUUGAAAGUGCCUGCAUAUGCAAUCUGGAUCGUAACGACGGCAGUACAUGGCCAUGUUACAGUACCAGCACAUGGGUCGAGACAAUUUGUCCGGAAUGCAACGAUAUUGGAUAUUGUAAUGUGCCUAAUAGUACCGGAAAUGACUCCGUGCCCUGUGUUUGUCAAGUGAAAAUGGGUUAUUGUGUGCUACGCAGUGAAGCACGGCUCAAACGAGUAUGGGAGUUUCGUGGCAAAAAGAUGCCACCAGCAAACAGUCCAUUUCGAAGCGACUUCCUUGCACAUUUGAAGAAGCUCGGAUAUGGAAACAUGACCGAUCAAGUUGCAAUUACAACUAAAGCAAAAGAAAAGUAA
Molecule: messenger RNA, 1182 nt
Organism: Haemonchus placei
Lineage: Eukaryota; Metazoa; Nematoda; Chromadorea; Rhabditida; Trichostrongylidae
Source: the annotation of a GenBank genome assembly